Gigantopelta aegis is the source of this 2644-nucleotide messenger RNA. Its product is annotated as biogenesis of lysosome-related organelles complex 1 subunit 2-like. The coding region runs from base 4 to 456 and encodes 150 amino acids. Gene Ontology annotation, molecular function: gamma-tubulin binding. The transcript is spliced from 5 exons. NCBI's taxonomy places the organism in Eukaryota, Metazoa, Mollusca, Gastropoda, Neomphalida, Peltospiridae. The record is from RefSeq and is a predicted model, not a curated record. Gene Ontology annotation, cellular component: gamma-tubulin complex; BORC complex; BLOC-1 complex. Gene Ontology annotation, biological process: endosomal transport; lysosome localization.
CAAAUGAAAAUGGGAGACGAAGAUCAGGAAAAAAAUAAAACGGGAAAGAGGGGCAGUUUACAAACACUACCGUCCCUAGAUUUAAGACCUGGGAGAGAAGAAGUUCCAGUUGGUGAUGAUGGACCUCCAGCAAAUGUUGUCAGUCUCUGUCGAGACACAUUCCAAAAAACAGCUGAUUAUUUACGUGGAGAAUUAGAAGGAACAGCUGAAGAUUAUAAGUUGCUGGAGAAGAUGAACAAAGUGACCCUCACAAAAUACUCUGAGAUGAAACAUAUCGCCCUCAAUGUAGCAACUGCUCUGCAGGAACUCAACGAGAAAUAUGUUAGUUUGCAACCAUACCUUGACCAGAUCGACCAGAUUGAGGAAAGUGUAGCUGGACUUGAGCAAGCAGCAUACAACUUGGACCAAUACUCAAAAAGAUUAGAAGAAAAAUUCAAAUCUUUAGAGAAGAGAUGAAGAAAUGUGUAAUUUAUUGUGUAAAUCCAGAUUAAUCCAGAUUAAUUGUUGAAAUUUUGCAUUAUUCUGACAAGUGGACUGCACAUAACAGACUCAUUGGAGCUCAUUAAAAUGACAGUAAUUGUUUGUAUGAUACUGUGUAAUUUAUGUCUUUAUCAAUUGUCACUGAGCAGUGAUGAAUGUAUAAUUAGUGAGGCAUUGAUUUUGAUGAAGCAGAUAAUGGUACUAGAGUUCCUGGACUGGAGAAUGUUUCUAUCAAGCCAGUUAGGAGAGAAAUAGAAUUAUAUUGCUUAACAGAAGCUCAGCACAUACAUUUCAGGUGUUAGUGUCUUACGGUUAUUUCGAAAUGUUAGGUAGUCAGAAGUUGGUUCACAUGAUUUUUACUUGGGUAACCAAUAUUUCAGUUAAUGUCGUAGACCCUAGUUUUAAUCUACAAACCAGUAACACAUCUGGAUAAAGAUAUGAUAGAGUGAAAUUAAUGUCUGUGAUAUUGAAAUGGGGAAAUGCCCGCUAAAAAUAGACUAGAUCUUGUCUCCGUAACCAUUACUUCUCACAGGUAUGUGCAUUUUAAGAUUAUAAAAAAUACAUUUUGUAGUAUUACAAACACCGGGAUAAGCAGAAAUGCUUUGGAUGUAUGGAAAUGGAUAAUGUAAACAAUAAAAUGCUAACAAUGUCUGAUUUCAAUUAUCAACAAGAGUACUGAUCCGGUACAUGAUACACUCAUCAGGAGUUUGAUGGGAAAACAUGGUAUGUAUCUGUAUGCAAGAUAUGAUCCGGACAAGGAUUUACUGUUAUGUUCAGUAGACUGUGAAAAGUAGGUCACAGUGACCUAGUGAUAGUGCGCAACACACCGCCUUCCCAAGUUGUUCCUACAUGCGAGGUUUGAUGGUCCUGUAUGCAUCUGCAUGCAAGAUAUGGUCCGGACAAGAAAAAGUUAACAGACGGAUGGACGGAUGCCAUACCAUAAUACAACCCAUCAUAGACGGGCAUAUAAAAAUGGCUCCAAUAGUGAAAGAUUUGUUGUAAUGUUUAAAUAUUGUAUAUGUCACUUUAAAUGGAUUACAUUUACGUAACUGGUGAAUUACAAUCCCAGUGUUGAUGUGCUGCACAUCAAGAAUUCAAACACACUUUUGUUUUUGAAUACGCGAAUAACAUUGUUUUGAUCCUCAAGUUUAAGACAUUUAAUUUUAGAAUGUAACGAUUCACCACGUAACAGAACGAUGGUUCACGUCAAUUUGAAGUUGCCUAACCAACAUGUGGUCAGAAAGACGGUUCGCCUGAAAUGUUGUGCUGUUAUUGCAACACUUACGUCUAAAUAUGUAAUCAAAGAGGAAACCUUCCACCACAUAGGCUUGUCCUACCUAAUGGCAGUGAGAAAUGAUUUCUAUGCUCUUUUCUACAGACAGGACUGAACCUACCAUGGCUUUUAAUAUUAACAUCAUAUAACACUGGCUAGGGAGUUUUUGCAGCAAUCUUAAUGCUACAAAAUCGUAAAACCAUUAUAGGUUGUGAUGUGAUUACAGCACAUGCCAUAGGGAUGGUUUAUGAUUUCAUAGGCUGCUAAAAUUGCUUCGAAAAUAAUGGGCCCUGGUUGUUGCAAGGAAAAACCAACAUCUACUUUCAUUUAAGGGCAGAUUGUGGUUUGCCUGAAUAAUUUGAAUGGUGAUAUCAACCUAGCAUCUUUAGUUUCAACAUGACAGAAGAAAACAUAUUCACAUAGUCUUAUCUGACAAUAGUAGCACUGGUUAUUACAAGGGGGAAAAAAUAACAUCUACUUUCAUUCAAGGGCAGAUUGUGGUUUGUCUGCAUAAUUUGAAAGAUGACAUCAACCUGGCAUCUUUAGUUUCAACAUGACAGAAGAUAACAUACAUUCACAUUAUAUUUGGCGAUUUGGUUGUACAUUCACAUAAUCAUAUUUGGCAAUUUAGUUUCAGUAGUUUAUUAACAGUGGUGAAAAUGAGUGUACAUUCUAUGUACCCAGUUCCUCAGCCAUAUUUGGAGAGAGGGAGUUGUUUUGUUAUUUUAACCUUGUUAUUAAGUCAUGACUGACAUACAUGUGUGUAUAAUUUAUUGAUUAUGAUUGUGCAAAAUACAUGUACUUAAAAUGUCAGUGGUGGACUUUCUUUUCUUUUAAUUCGUUUUUUUUUAUGACACCUUGCAAUGCUUAAUAAAUUGAUUUAUUCUAUAA